This is a messenger RNA of Marmota monax (woodchuck), 1735 nucleotides long. It is a transcript of the gene Ciapin1, whose product is annotated as cytokine induced apoptosis inhibitor 1. Gene Ontology annotation, cellular component: cytoplasm. Gene Ontology annotation, molecular function: iron-sulfur cluster binding. Gene Ontology annotation, biological process: iron-sulfur cluster assembly. The transcript is spliced from 9 exons. NCBI's taxonomy places the organism in Eukaryota, Metazoa, Chordata, Mammalia, Rodentia, Sciuridae. Bases 193 to 1128 code for a protein of 311 amino acids. The record is from RefSeq and is a predicted model, not a curated record.
AGCACGAGACCCGGAGCCGGCGAGCGCUGAGAGCUGGGGAGCCAGCCCUAGCUGUAGGUGAGCGCACUCGGAGCAACCUGAACGCCCGACAUUCUCCAACGGCCUCUCCCGCCACCUCCAUGACCCACAUCCUCCCAUUUCCUAUUUCCAGCCUCGUGCCCAGUAGCUUUUAGGUCUGUCAACACAUGAGGAAUGGCCGAUUUUGGGAUCUCAGCUGGCCAGGCUGUGGCAGUGGUCUGGGAUAAGUCAUCCCCUGUGGAGGCUCUGAAAGAUCUGGUGGAUAAACUUCAAGUGUUAACUGGUGACAAAGGCCAAGUGUCGGUGGAGAACAUGAGCCAGCUGUUGCAGUCUGCCCACAAGGAAUCCAGCUUUGACGUUAUCUUGUCAGGUGUAGUCCCAGGAAGUGUGACUCUGCACAGUGCUGAGGUUUUGGCUGAGAUGGCCCGGAUCCUUAGGCCUGGGGGAUGUCUUUUCCUGAAAGAACCAGUAGAGACAGCUGUAGAUAAAGAUAGCAAAGUGAAGACAGCGUCUAAACUGUGUUCAGCUCUCACUCUCUCUGGUCUUGUGGAAGUAAAAGAGCUGCAGCGGGAGUCCUUGAGCCCUGAGGAGAAGCAGUCUAUCCAGGAACAUCUGGGCUGCAGCAGUGAGAGCCUGCUCUCUGUUCAGAUCACAGGCAAAAAGCCAAACUUUGAAGUGGGUUCUUCCAGUCAGCUUAAACUUUCUACCACCAGAAAGUCUCCUUUGGUGAAACCUGCUGUGGACCCUGCCACUGCCAAGCUCUGGACCCUCUCAGCCAAUGACAUGGAGGACGAGAGCAUGGAUCUCAUUGACUCAGAUGAGCUACUGGAUCCAGAAGAUUUGAAAAAACCAGAUCCUGCUUCCCUACGGGCUGCUUCUUGUGGGGAAAGAAAAAAGAGGAAGGCUUGUAAGAACUGCACCUGUGGCCUUGCAGAAGAACUAGAAAAAGAGAAGUUACAGGAACAGAAGAAUGCCCAGCCCAAGUCAGCCUGUGGAAACUGCUACCUGGGAGAUGCGUUCCGCUGUGCCAGCUGCCCCUACCUUGGGAUGCCAGCCUUCAAACCUGGCGAGAAGGUGCUGCUGAGUGAUGGCAAUCUUCACGAUGCCUAGGAGGACCCAUGGGACACAUCUGCUCCUCCACCACCUCCUGUCCCUCAGAUCCCACCACUGUGGCUCCUCCCACCUCCUUGGACUCUCUGGCUCUCCGUUGGAAAUCCCUUUUCAGGGAGGGUGCUUGUAGACAGGGAAGCUGGCUGUGGGUGCAGUGGUGUGUAGUGCUGCUGUUUGUGUGCAAAGACCCAGGCUUGGUUGCCUGGCUUCCUGCAGGGGGGGGGCCUCUUUCCUCAUCUAGUGUUAGGAGAAGGGAGCAUGCCCAGAAGAGGCCCCCCUCCUGGUGUUACAGAAGCACUGACCAGACACUCUCGAGCCCAGACAUCCUUGAGUGUCUGUGCUCUGGGACGAGCUCCAGGCCCUGCCCGUCCUAAGCUCAGUUACCCUGCCACGUACCUGUCUUCCCAAGUUGGUGGUUAACUUGAUGUGCAGUUUUUAGUGACGAGUCAACUGUCUCAUGUCUCAACACCAAAGGAGUCACUCACAGGUUACUGUGAUCCCAUCCCAUGUCUCUCUACCCCUUCCCGCCCCCUCACUUUAGUGUUGCAUCUGUGUCCCGUGUCAUUUCUGUUCCUCUAUAGGUAUUAAACUUGCAUACUUCUGUGUA